This is a messenger RNA of Diorhabda sublineata, 675 nucleotides long. Its product is annotated as craniofacial development protein 2-like. The record is from RefSeq and is a predicted model, not a curated record. The coding region runs from base 1 to 675 and encodes 224 amino acids. Lineage: Eukaryota; Metazoa; Arthropoda; Insecta; Coleoptera; Chrysomelidae. The transcript has a single exon.
AUGGAUAAGAUACCGAAGCAAGACGAAAUUAUGAUACUGGAGGAUUUUAAUGGAAGGAUUGGUAACGAGGUUAUUAGUGAAAUUAAGAAUCGGUUUAACGAAGAAACACUCAACAGCAAUGGAGAACAACUCAUACAAUUCUGUGCACAUAAUGAACUACGCAUUAACAACACGUUUUAUCCCCAUAAACAACAGCACAAGUAUACGGUCGAGAACACAAGAGGACAUAAAUCGAUUAUAGACUACAUUAUUAUAAACAGAAAUAUUCAUCCCUCAAAAAUAUUAGAUGUCAGAACAUUAACCUCAGUAAAUACAGGGACUAACCACCAUAUGGUGCUAGCCAUAAUGCGGAACUGCGUACAAAGGAAAACCCAGAACAAACCGAAAGUGACAGAAAAGCUGAACAUAGAAAGCCUUAGCGAUGAUACCACAAAAUACCUCUACCAGCAGAGACUAAGGAAGGCAAUAAAUGAAAACAAGAUCUUGAAAGAUGAUACCGUAGAACUAGCAUGGAAAAGAUUAAGUACUAAUAUAAGGACAGCUGCAGAAGAAGCAUUAGGCAAACGAAAGGUGAACACGGAAAGCCCAACACGAAACCAUGGUUCACACACGAAAUCAAAUCACUUGCGGAAGAAAAAAGGAAAGCAUAUCUUCAAUAUAGAAGUCAAACAAUAA